CUUAUUCCAUCUAAGAUCAAAUCAGGUUCAUUGGUGUGACUCUUACUAAAACUUAGAUGACAUUUUACAAGUUGAGUUAGACGGAAGGGAACCGCUUUUGUGAUUGCACCGGUGUCUUCAUGUUAAACUGUCACUCAGUAUGCGUGUGCUUGAGCACUGAUGGCUAUGUAGGCAAUUAAAGGCUCAUUAUUAUGAUUUACAUGGUUUAUUAAUAAAAGUGUGAUUAGUCGACUAAUCACUUAAAAUGAACAACUACUAGUCGACCAGAAAAUUCUUUAGUCGAGGGCAGCCCUACUUAUUUCAAAUGCAAGUGUUAGCCAAUCAUAGCAGUGCGUCUCUUUCAGCAGACACGCCUCUUCAAACACUGACUAUUCAGAAACCUCAUAAAUACUGAUCAUGAUGACAGGAAGAUUCUCUUCACACUGAGAGUUUCAUUUGAAUAUUAUUAUGAAAGCUCUGUUGUCGUGCAUUCAUACACUUUUUUUUUUUUUUUUUUUUUUAAUCAUUCUUAAAUCAUGUUUUACUUUUUUAUUCUUUGCAUGUAGUUUCGUUUGGGUUGUUCCUGUGUUGGCAUGGGGCCAGUCACUAAAAUAGACUUUAAAAAGAGGAAGGAAAAAAAAUUGCAGAAACAGCAGAAGAAAGUUUUCAGCUCGCAUUUGCAGUUCACUCUCCUGGAGUCUGUUUGCUGUGUCUGAAACUACAACACGUUUUCUGCAGUGAUGUCACAGAUACCGGCUCCUUCUCUUCUUCUGGUUUUUAUGCUCAUGAUUUCAGGAGUUUGUAGCCAGUGGAGUGAUUGGAGUGUGAGUUACAGUCCUUCACACAUCUGUGCACUAAAGGACUCAUCAGUGUUAAUGAGAUGCACUUAUUCAUACCCUGCUGGAUAUCAGAUCAGGAAAGUGUUCUGGACCAAAACAAAUAUUAAGGAGAAAAAUGAUGAGUAUCCAGAUCUGUCUGUGGACCCUGAAUACAGACAGAGGCUUCAGUAUCUGGGAGAUAAACAGCAGAACUGCACCAUCAGACUGAGUCAUGUGACACUGAAGGAUUCACGCAUGUACUAUUUCAGAUUCACCACUUAUAAUCUUGAUGGUAAAUGGAUUGGUAAACCAGGAGUGACUCUUACUGUCACAGAUCUUCAGGUGGAGUCUCCUGAGAGAGUGACAGAGGGAGAUUCAGUCCGUCUGACAUGUAAAAGCAGCUGUAAUCUGACUGACAGAGCAACAUUCAUCUGGUACAGAAACUCACAGCUAGUAACUACAGGAAUCACUGGAAACCAGCUCAACCUCGGGCGAAUUUACAGAGAAGAUACAAGCAGAUAUAGCUGUGGUGUAUAUGGGCACAGUUACAGAUCUCUAGCUGUUCAACUCAAUAUCAGAUAUCCUCCAGAGAAUCCAGUGAUCUCCAUCAGUCCAUCUGGUGAAAUAAUGGAGGGAGAUUCAGUGACUCUGAGCUGCAGCAGUGAUUCAAACCCUCCUGCUCUGAACUUCAGCUGGUUUAAAGGAGGAAUGUUUGUAGGAUCUGGAAGAAUCUACAGAAUCUCAAAGAUCAGCUCUGAUGACAGUGGAGAAUACAAGUGCAGAUCCAGAAAUAAACAUGGAGAUAAAUAUUCCUCUGUGACUUUAAAUGUCAUGUAUCCUCCAAAGAGCGUCUCAGUGUCCAUCAGUCCAUCUGGUGAAAUAGUGUCAGGAGAUUCAGUGACUCUGAUCUGCAGCAGUGAUUCAAACCCUCCUGCUCUGAACUUCAGCUGGUUUAAAGGAAGAACGAUUGUAGGAUCUGGAAGAAUCUACAACAUCUCAAAGAUCAGCUCUGAUGACAGUGGAGAAUACAAGUGCAAGUCCAGAAACAAACAUGGAGAGAAAUACUCUGCUGUGACUUUAAACGUCAUGUACUCUCCCAGGAACGUCUCAGUGAUGAUAAAUGGAUCUGGUGAAAUAGUGUCAGGAGAUUCAGUGACUCUGAUCUGCAGCAGUGAUUCAAACCCUCCUGCUCUGAACUUCAGCUGGUUUAAGGAGAAUGAAAGCUCAGCUGUUGGAUCUGGACAGAGUUUCAGUGCACUACAGAGUGGACGCUUCUACUGUCAGGCUCACAAUCAACAUGGAUCUCAGAGAUCAGACGCUGUGACUGUCACAGUUCAUCAUCGUCUCGGUUGGCAUGUCUGGUUGGGGAUCUCAGUGGCAUGUGUAGGAUUCUUCAUCAUCAUCAUCAUUCUGUUUAUAAUGAGAAAACGAAGAGAUGCAAAAACUGAAGACCUCACAGUGAAACAGGACAAUCUGUACUCUGACGUAACAGGGAGAGACGUUCAUGUUUCUGAAUCAGCUGAUUUUGACGAUGCUCAGUACGCCACUGUUGCUUUCAGCAAACCCAGAAGAGACAGAAACACUUCUGAUCACAGAGAUACUGAGGAGAUCCAGUACGCAACUGUACAACAUCACAAAAACAAACAGACCAGGAGAUCAGAGGAGAACGAAAGCCAGUACGACAAUAUCAGGAUUCACCAGCCUGAAUCUGCUGUGAGGCGAUCAAAUGUUGAAUCUGUGGAAGAGGAUUCUGUGAUCUACAGCCAUGUCAAAUGAUGAUAAUAGAGACCAUCAUGAAGACAAAGGCCGAAACAAAUAAUAAUUAAUGUUCUGAAAGUAGGCCUGUCAAUUCAUCAUGCUCAGUUAUUUAUUCAUUAUUCAGGUAAAUAGAUGACAGGAAUGCAGUGAAUAUGAUCUUUUAAAAGAUGAAGAAUACAAAGGAAAGAGCCAAGAACCCACAACACAGUGUUUGAUGAGACUAAAUGAGGCUGGUAAUUUGAUUUAAACUUUUGAUUUCAAAUGUUUUCUGUGACCAAAUAAAAAAUCCACAUCAGUUUUACCAAAUUCAAGCUUGAGAGUGGUUAUUUCUGUGCAAGUGUGUUAAAAAAAUGUUGGUUUAAUGAAAAUACUAACGUUUUACAGAGCCCCUAAAGGGACAUGUGCUUUUGCUUUCAAUGCUUUUGUGUUCUCUCUUUCCUGGGAAAUUUUUGUAAGCAGAUGUAAAAACUUUGAAAUAUAAUGUUUCCUCCCAUCUCAUUCUUUUUUCAAUCAACAUGUCCUUUUAGGUGCUUUGUAUUAAGCAACAUUAGCUGAGAAUUUGAUCGGUGACGUAUAUUGAGACACUGUCUGUGUGUUCUUCAUUAUGGGCUGGUGCUUAUGUGUGGGUCAGCUGAUUCUGGAUGAAGUCAUUUCCUGUCCCACCCACCUCUACUGCCCACCACUUCAUGAUGCUAUUCUUUCCACCAAUAAACUAAAGGCAAAAAAAAAAAAAAAAAAAUCUCUCUAGAAUUACAAAAUA
Molecule: messenger RNA, 3315 nt
Organism: Ctenopharyngodon idella (grass carp)
Lineage: Eukaryota; Metazoa; Chordata; Actinopteri; Cypriniformes; Xenocyprididae
Product: B-cell receptor CD22-like
Exons: 11
Coding region: 720-2573 (617 amino acids)
Source: RefSeq, a predicted model, not a curated record